Molecule: messenger RNA, 1994 nt
Organism: Acanthaster planci (crown-of-thorns starfish)
Lineage: Eukaryota; Metazoa; Echinodermata; Asteroidea; Valvatida; Acanthasteridae
Biological process (GO): receptor clustering; cell-cell adhesion; embryo development
Cellular component (GO): basolateral plasma membrane; cell junction
Molecular function (GO): protein kinase binding
Source: RefSeq, a predicted model, not a curated record
GGGGUAUUGUUAGUGUAUGUGUGUGUGUCUGGCUCAAUCUUUCGGCAAUUGCACAACUGAUACGCUUCAAUGAUUUUUCGGUACACUAACAAAUAGAUUGAAAAGUUGGCCUGCAGGUAAAUGCUUAGUCACCAGUGAGGUUCUGGUUCCCUUCCUGGUGACAUUUUUUUUGUAUAACCAACUCGAUUUCUGACCACGUUGGACUACUUUUGAAGUCAACACCCGACAUUGCUGCUGUGGUGUAAUGAUGCUGUUCCUGUGAAACGCGGAUUAGCAACUGAAAUCAAGUCAGUUUUAACCCAGGACGGAAUUGUGAUUCGGUCUGCGAUACCGACAAUGACAGAUCACUACGUGUCGAUGGCCCAAAUAAGGGCAUCCAAGAAACUGAAAAAUGAAUCCCUAUCGACCCAGGAGACAGCAUUUGAACAAGAGGAGCCGUAUGCCGAGAUGUCGUUUACUAACACCGACGACGGGCAGUCGGAAGAGGGUGAUGACGCGCCGUCUGGUUCGGGUGCAUCAUGGUCUACCUUCGGGGAGUCUGCUGAAGAACGGUCCGGUGAAGAAGGCUAUGUAACGUACAUGCCGCAAACAAGAAAGGUCGUGUUGCACCCAGGGAACGCCGGGCUGGGCAUGUCUAUCGUUGGAGGAGUAAAGGGCCCCAAUGGACUACUCCCUGUCGUCAUCACAGACAUCGAUCCCGGAGGAGAGGUGGAAAAGAGCACGUUAGUCAAGGUCGGGGACCGCAUUGUGAGCGUGAAUGGGGUGUCGAUGGAUGGCAAGACGCACCGUGAUGUGGUUCUUGCCAUCAGGGCAGCCGGGAGCUCACUCGUCAUGGAAGUCCAGGAGGAACAGGGGGAUAUCCUGGAUUAUAUCUGGCAAAACGUAUCUGACGAUUAACUUUUCAAGCCGUCAAAAAUGCUGCUGUUGUUCUCAUCGUUCGUUGUAGUUGCUGCUGUCGAUGCUAUUUCGUUUGCCAUGACCAGAAGGAAACAGGUCCAACGCUGCAGUACACAUCUCAAGUUUAAUGCCUGCGCAGGUGUAGUGCCGCCCGGCCCAAGGGUACCACCGCAGCAAAUCACAUCUCGAGUUAUGUAGAUUAGUAAAAUGGCAGGUUAUCCAUACAUAAGCAGGCUGGUGCGAUUUCAAGAUGCGGCUUCUUUGUAAAUGCAAUAACUGAAAUUAUUUUGAAGUUUUAAUGCAAUAACUGAAAUUAUUUUUAAGCUACAGUUUUCUAAGAACAGACUGUGUCUUUCGAAAUCAGCUUUCAGAUAUGAUUUUGUUAUGUUCGUUUGAAAACGGUUACAGCGUUGAGGUAGCAUUUAUGCCUUUAAAAACAAGAAUUUAUAACAAAAAGACACAAGAACUAGUAGAAAAAAGUUCAAAUAUUUAUUGCCGUUUACAGAGAAAUUGAACCGUAAACGGGCCCCAUGCAUGUAAAGUUCACCAAACUGUUCUGUUUGCCAGGUUAACUGAUAACCUGAAAAUCUCUGCUUCAACAGGGAUGCCUUUUGGGGACGAAGAAAAAGAGGCAAAAGAAGGAUCCAAUUCAAUGUUAUUCACUAGAAUACAGCUGAAAUUUAAAUCAUCUUCCUUAUUGCUGAAGAAUUCAAACUACAUUUGGUUCCCACAGAACAAUGAUCAAUGUACAUAUAAAACAAAAUAACUUUAACUCUCAUUUUCUCUUUCGAUGCUGUACAUUCAUGAUUGUGACUUUUGUGAAAUGACAAAAAUGAAAACAAAUUCUUUACUCAUAACAAAAGUUUGUAUAUAAAAAUACAAUGUAAUUUACUUGAAUCUCUGCUUUUUGAUAUUUAAGUUACAGGCAUGAACUGGACGGACUCGGUAUCACACUAUAAUCUGGUUAUACCAAAGUUCUACAUUCCCAUACUGAAGUGCAUACAAAAAUAUUUACAGCUUAAUAUUCACGCAGAUAACGAAGUCUCUAGGGGAGCAAUGCAUGGAGAGGUAAUGCAAUAAAUUAUACCUAGGAUCAA